Messenger RNA from Pongo pygmaeus (Bornean orangutan), 378 nucleotides. RefSeq names its product keratin-associated protein 4-7-like. The transcript has a single exon. Lineage: Eukaryota; Metazoa; Chordata; Mammalia; Primates; Hominidae. Bases 1 to 378 code for a protein of 125 amino acids. Gene Ontology annotation, cellular component: keratin filament. The record is from RefSeq and is a predicted model, not a curated record.
AUGGUCAACUCCUGUUGUGGCUCCGUGUGCUCUGACCAAGGCUGUGGCCAAGACCUCUGCCAGGAGACCUGCUGCCGCCCCAGCUGCUGUCAGACCACCUGCUGCAGGACCACCUGCUACCGCCCCAGCUGCUGUGUGUCCAGCUGCUGCAGGCCCCAGUGCUGCCAGGCUGUGUGCUGCCAGCCCACCUGCUGCCGCCCCAGCUGCUGCAUCUCCAGCAGCUGCCACCCCUCUUGCUGUGAAUCCAGCUGCUGCCGCCCCUGCUGCUGCCUGCGUCCAGUCUGUGGCCGAGUCUCCUGCCACACCACUUGCUAUCGCCCAACCUGUGUCAUCUCCACCUGCCCCCGCCCCAUGUGCUGUGCCUCCUUUUGCUGCUGA